Molecule: messenger RNA, 1153 nt
Organism: Tachysurus fulvidraco (yellow catfish)
Lineage: Eukaryota; Metazoa; Chordata; Actinopteri; Siluriformes; Bagridae
Product: protein rapunzel-like
Exons: 3
Coding region: 299-982 (227 amino acids)
Source: RefSeq, a predicted model, not a curated record
UUUUCAUGGCAUGAAUUUUCCGCUAGCAGCUUUCACAGUGACACGAUUCACCCCCCGUCAUCUUGUUUAACACAGCGAGCGCUGCUCUGAUACAAGUCCCGACCUCACCCUCGACACAGGACGAGAAACCCUACAGACAUUAAACCAGUUUUUGAAGAACCGUUCUUCUGCAUCAGUUCUCAGGCUUCACCUGCUUCCUUUCUGCUGAAUUCCUCCAGUAAGGUGCCACAUAGCUUCAAUGCAUUAUUUAACUUCAGCUUUGGAAAUAACACUAACACCGAUAACUCUGUUUUAGGCCAUGGAUGACGUCGAGAUCACAGAGGACAGAGACAAACUGAAGCGAGGCCUGGUGAAGGCACUGCAGUGUGUAGCCACCAUCUCGUCUGCAGCCACUGUGGUGAACCCCAUCUUCGGUGUGGUAGGCUCGCUGAUUCGCGUCAUCCUCCACCACGUGGAUGACGAGGAGAUUCAGACCCUUCGACGUGAGUUUGUCAGCGUGAACCGAUCACUGGAUGAGGUUUCGAGGCAAAACCAAAGCACACUGCUCCAGAUCAGGAAGGAGACGCUGGACGGGCAAUACAGCCAAGUAGAGAACAACCUACGCAACCAGUUCCGUAAGUUCAUGGAGGUGGUGAAAGCACGACCCGAGCACGUGAAGAGCAAGAGCAAAGAUUUUGAGGAAAGCUUUGCCAACGACUUGGGUGACCAGAACCUGCACACACUCUACGAUGGUGUAAUGGGCAAGUCCAAGCUGUUCAGCCGGCCCAUCCUUGAAGUCUACAUGACUUACUCUAAAGGAGAGAAGAGAGUGAUGGAGCGCCUGUGUACACACAUCACCUACCUGUUCUGCAUCGGCCUCAUCCCUCUGAUGGGUUACGCCACGAUCAUCGGUGAUGACGAAGAGGGCCUGAGAGAGGAAUGGGCUGCGAAGAUGGAGGAAGUUCAAGAGAAGAUGCAGGCGGUGCUUAGGAAGUGCAAGUGAUUCCUUUCACCUCAUUCACUGAACAUUAUUUUAUUAAUCAAGGGACAAAAUUGUAUAAUGGCACAAAAUUUGUCUACAAAACAUCUCAAAAUGUAAAGAUUCUAAAAACAACAAUUUUCCUUUGUUUUGUAAAUUACUCAGAUAUAAAAUAAACUGUGUUUUAACAUUUAA